AUGCAGCAAACCCAGGAGAAGGAGCAAGUGUCCCCCCUUGCCGAGAUACAUAAGGACGAAGGCACGACUAGUUCUCAGAUCACCUGGAUAGGUCCUCUCAUUGGCCUUCAUUUCUCCGGGCUGAAGCAGCCGCCGGUCACCCUGGUCUGGGGUGUCCCGAAAUUUUCAUCCGAAGCAGAAUCAUGGGCUCGAUCGCGGGCGGGGCAGCCCAUGUCAUUUGCAAUGGCAUAUGAGCGGGAAUCCCUCGCCCAGCAUUCUUCCCACCAAGACGCGGAGAUAAUGCAGAUGAGAGUGCACAUGUUAACCCCAUUAGAGCUCCCAGACCUCCAGUUGGUUGAUUCAUUUCUCCAGGUAUAUACUGAAUCUGGAUUGCGACGGCGGUAUCCCGUCAUUGAUCCCGCCCUGUUUCGGGAGACGGUUGAUUUGGCGUAUAAGAAAGUCUCAGGCUCACCACUUGCAGGCAAUGCUAGCAGAGCAGCAUGUAUUUAUGCAUUCCUGGCUAUGAAAUCACUCAUCUGCGAGGACGAAGAUCAAACAUAUGCCCUAAUAGACGUGGAGCUAUGUACUCUGAAGGCCCGUUGCCUGAUGGCAGAAGCCCUGAACGAAGAAGCGUCGCUGGAGACCCUACAAGCAGCCACAAUGCUAGUUAGUAUGUCCCUAUCAUUCAUUCCCGAAGUAAGCUUAUCCGCGAUUGUUCAACAGGCACUGCACGGGAUUAUUUUUGGGAGCUUACAAACAGCCUCAUUAUUCAAUACCGUUGCUGUCCGCCUCCUAUUCAUGUUAGGAGGGCACACUUUGGCACCGGCUGCAAAUUUGCCCUGGUGCUUUGAGUCAUCCGCGAUUAUUUCUCAGCAACUUCGGAAUCUCUUCUGGCUUUGUUACGUGAUCGACAAAGACGUAUCCUUCCGAGCGGGUCAGCCACCUUGCAUCAAUGACGCUGAUUGUGAUCUCACGUUACCGCCCCACUAUUUUGAAAGUCUUUACUCUGCAUACAUCCCAGAGGAUUUAUUGGGCCACUUUACACCUACUUUUCCCUUUGAUGUCCGGUUAAGUAUCGUCAAGUCACGAAUCUAUACAGCGCUGUACGCACUAUCUACGGUUCAGAAGUCCCGAUUGGAUGUUGAGCAGACCAUUCGCUCUAUCGAGCACACCUUGGCUGAGUUUCCUUCUACUGCUGGCUCCAAUGCCAUACGUUCACCGUUGGAAAUCUCAGUAGAGGCCAGCCGGUUGAUGCUGCUGCAAUAUGGCAUUCAAUCCUGUCCAGAACUUCCGGAAAUUUCCUGGAUUGUGACAUUCCAUAUACUACUAGCAGCCAUGGUCAUCUUUUGGAAUAUUUUGCAGAAUCCAUCCGCUGGUCACGCGUGGCAAGACCUUCAACUACUUAGGGGAGCCAGUCGGAAACUUGAGAAUCUCUAUCCAGCAUUGAGACUACCCUUUGAAAGGAUCUAUCAUACAUAUUUCAUAUCACAGUAUGCCAGAGAGUUUCACCGACUUGCUAAACACGCCAUCUUGGGCACCCAUGAUCCAGAUGUCAGUCUAGAAGAGCCAGUGGACAAUGAGUGA
Messenger RNA from Penicillium odoratum, 1563 nucleotides. RefSeq names its product fungal specific transcription factor domain-containing protein. The transcript has 3 exons. NCBI's taxonomy places the organism in Eukaryota, Fungi, Ascomycota, Eurotiomycetes, Eurotiales, Aspergillaceae. Gene Ontology annotation, molecular function: zinc ion binding; DNA binding. The record is from RefSeq and is a predicted model, not a curated record. Gene Ontology annotation, biological process: DNA-templated transcription. The coding region runs from base 1 to 1563 and encodes 520 amino acids.